UUUCCACCUGAGCACCCGAGGAGAGACGCCAGUGCAUUCAAGAGUCGAUAGUGAUUUCGCGAAGGUAGAACUCUGACCAUGAUCGCCGCGAACUCAACGGUGAUGGACAGGAAGUUGAGCUGAGAUUACUAUGGCUUGACACGUGCAAAUCAGUUGGCGAAAGUGACGAAUAAACGGCGAGCACGACUUGGAAAAUGGUUGCUCUCAAGAACGUACUUCUCGUUGCAGCGAUGCUGACCUUCACCGCUGUAGUCUCACAAAAGGCGGACCCAGAAGAAUACGUAAAUGCAGAAGCCUCCUGUCCUCCAGCAAACCUCACGGCCGAACCCGUUCCCGGCGAUCCCGAUUCCCUUGACGUGACUUGGGAAGAGCCUGACCCCCCUGAGUGUGACGUCAUCGCGUACACCGUCAGCUGGCAACCCGUUUCCGGCCAGGGCAAGCAACAGCAGAAUGACACGAGCGCCACUAAUUUCAUGAUCACCGGACUCGAAGAUUUCCGAAAAUAUAAUGUCUGCGUGGAAACACACACGAACACUUCGAAGACAGUGCCUGGCGAUUGUGAGUGUGUGGUUGGGAUAACCGCCAAACCGGAGUGCCCCGGGCAGAUGGACGCCACUAACGUCACAGUGUCGGAAGUGCCAAAUGAACCCCGAGAGUUGGACGUCACGUGGGUGGGCCCUGAGACCGCCGCAUACUGCCCCGUCAAACGUUUUCAACUGGCCUACAGGAGUGGAAGUACUAGCACAGUGCCUGUACCGCUUGGUCCUAAUGUUAUGAACUUUACUAUUGACGAAUUGGAGCCAUGCACCUCAUACCAAGUGUAUGUGAUUGCUGUGAUUAACGAGACGGGCUUACAUGAUGGAGCGUGGAAUGAUGGGGUCACUGGAGUUGAAAUUCCCGGUCCUCCAGCGAGCGUAAGCGCUGACACUGUAAAUGACAAGUCUGACUGCCUUAACGUGACUUGGAAAGAGCCAGACCCCAUGGAGUGUGACGUCGUCAUGUACACCCUCAGUUGGUCACCCGUUUCCGGCCAGGGCUCGCUGCUGCAGGAGAACACAAGCCUCACUGAGUUCACGAUCGCCGGACUCGACCCUUUCCGAAGCUACAACGUCUGCGUGGCGGCGCUGACGGAGGCGGGCGCGGGCGAGUUCACGUGUGAGGUUGGAAGAACCGACGAGGCAGUCCCUGAGGCGCCCACCAACCUCACGGCGGACGCCACGACGCCGGAAUCCAUCCUGGUCAGCUGGGCGCCCCCGGAAGUGCCAAACGGCGUGAUCACAGGCUACAACAUCUCCUGGGCGUGCAUAAACAACGACAAGAGCGCCAUGGGGAACGCAUCAUAUACGGUCUACAACAUCACAGGCCUCUCGCCAUGCUCCUCGUGCGACGUGGCCGUGCGCGCCGCCACCGCCAAGGGCUUCGGCAACGCCAGCCCGGAGCUCACGGCGGCGUCCGGCGAGGCGCCGCCGCCACAGCCUCCAGGGAUGUCUUGUUCGAGUGAACCGCCCAGUGCAGACACCAUUUAUGUCACCUGGUCUGCCCCGUCCACAUUCUGCAAUGUGCCCAAGUAUAACGUUACGUACAUCGGAGACGUUCUGUGGUCGGACCAGAAAGAAGUCAAUUCACUUGAGUUUUCCAACAAGGUCGCCAUCUUGGACAGUUUGACCUCCUGGACUCGUUACAACGUGUGCGUCGCGGGCAUCGUCUUGGACGACCUUGUGGGCGAACAGUCCUGCUGCGUCGCCGUCACCAAAGAGGCAGCGUCCGGCCCCCCCGCCUCGCUCAACGUGUCGGGCACGAGCAGCAGCAGCAUCAGCGUCUUCUGGAAGGAACCGCUCACGCCGAACGGGAGGAUCGACGGCUACGAGCUGAAGGUCGGCGACGUCGUAGAGGAAGUGCAGAAUGUGACGGAGCACACCAUCACCGGCCUCGCCAAACACUCGAACUAUAAUAUAAGCGUAAAGGCCCACAACGGGGCGGGUUACGGCGCGGCGGCGACAACGACGGCGACGACGCAGAAGGCGGUCAACGUGCCUGGCAUCGUGGCAGGCGUGGUGUGCGGGCUACUGCUGGUGGGCGCAGGCGUGGCUGCCUUCCUCUACAGGGACGCCCUGAGGAACCUGGUGGCCAAAAGGACCAGGAAAAGGGAGGAAGUGCAAGAACACCCCCUGUCCUCGACAACCACAGCAGUUAAGAAGAAUUCCCUGUGGAGUUACAUUGAUGCCCUGCAGGAGGACACGCAGCGGGGCCUGGAGGAGGAAUUCGCUAGCCUGAAACAGCAGAGUCCGCGGCACCAGACCUACGAGGCCGAGAUGGAUGUCAACAAACCGAAGAAUCGCUUCAGCAACGUCCUGGCGUUCGACCAUUCUCGGGUGAGGAUUUCAAGGAAGGAAGGCGCGGGGCAGACGGACUACAUCAACGCCAAUUACAUCAAGGACCACGCCGGGCAGCCGAGCUUCGUGGCGGCGCAGGGCCCGAAGGACGAAACCCUAGACGACUUCUGGCGGAUGGUGUGGGAGCAGAGGGCGAGCACCAUCGUCAUGCUCACCAACCUGAUGGAGAAGGGCAAGGUGAUGUGCACCAAGUACUGGCCGGCCGCGGGGGCCUGGCCUCUCGAGAGCGACAUCUACCAAAUCCGAAACCUGAAUGAAGUCAAGGAUUCCUUGUAUGUUUCUAGAACCCUCGAAGUCACUGAAGGACAGCAGAAGCGCAUCGUGAAGCACUACCACUUCCUUGCCUGGCCGGACUUCGGGACUCCGGAGCGCGAGGAGGACCUGCUCGGGUUCAUCGCUGCCGUGAGGCGCUUCCCCGCCUCGGCCGCCCACCCCGUCGUCGUCCACUGCAGGGCUGGCGUGGGGAGGACAGGGACUUUCAUUGGACUCUGGAACCUGAUGGACGCCGCCAACGCCUGCUCCGACUCCUCGAACAUCGACGUCUAUCGGACGGUGCUUAACAUGAGGAAGAAUCGGCCUAUAAUGGUCCAGACCACUGAUCAAUACCUUUAUCUCUACAAAUGCAUUGCUACCUACAUCGAUUCCCCAGAGAAGUGGUCCCACCAGGGUUCAGAGCACGCUUACGAGAACGCAGGAUUCGUAGAGAGGAUGUAAUACCAAUGCUUAUUGAAUGCGGUAGCCAAAGGCAUCUUCGCUGAUAUAAGUUAAAUGUGUAUAAAUUUAUACACAUAUAUGUACA
Messenger RNA from Penaeus indicus, 3192 nucleotides. RefSeq names its product receptor-type tyrosine-protein phosphatase delta-like. NCBI's taxonomy places the organism in Eukaryota, Metazoa, Arthropoda, Malacostraca, Decapoda, Penaeidae. The record is from RefSeq and is a predicted model, not a curated record. Gene Ontology annotation, biological process: protein dephosphorylation. The coding region runs from base 195 to 3107 and encodes 970 amino acids. The transcript is spliced from 18 exons. Gene Ontology annotation, molecular function: protein tyrosine phosphatase activity; protein binding.